This is a messenger RNA of Cucurbita pepo subsp. pepo (vegetable marrow), 1699 nucleotides long. Its product is annotated as pto-interacting protein 1. The record is from RefSeq and is a predicted model, not a curated record. NCBI's taxonomy places the organism in Eukaryota, Viridiplantae, Streptophyta, Magnoliopsida, Cucurbitales, Cucurbitaceae. Gene Ontology annotation, molecular function: protein kinase activity; ATP binding. Gene Ontology annotation, biological process: protein phosphorylation.
CAAUAAAGACCCUUUGAGGAGGGAAGAAAAAGCUGAUAUAGAGAUAAAGUUUACAGAAUAAAAUAGGCAGCGCAAUCUUCGCCGGCUCCGGAGCUCGGAUCACGUAGUACCAGAACGACGACAAACAGAUACUCUUCUUUACAUUUUGUUCUCACUCCGAUCGAAGCUUUCAACUCUUGAAGUUUGUCGGAUUACUCUGUUUUUCUGUUUAGGGAAAAGAUGAGCUGCUUUCGCUGCUGUGAGGAAGAUGAAAUUCAGAAAGCAGCUGACAAUGGAGGCAUGAAUGCAGCAAAAAACACUUCAGGAAACAAUGGAGGUUAUCAUAAACCCGAAGCUGCACCAGCAGUCACUCAAGCUGUCAAAAUGCAACCAAUAUUAGUGCCUAGCAUACCCCUCAAUGAACUAUCGGAAGUAACAGACAACUUUGGAAAUGAUGCUUUAAUUGGAGAGGGUUCAUAUGGAAGAGUAUACUAUGGGUUGCUUAAAAGCGGGCAGCCUGCUGCGAUCAAGAAGUUAGAUGCAAGCAAACAGCCUGAUGACGAGUUUCUAGCCCAGGUCUCCAUGGUCUCAAGGUUGAAGAACGAAAAUUUUGUUCAAUUGCUUGGUUAUUGCAUUGAUGGGAGUUCCCGCAUACUAGCAUACGAGUAUGCUUCUAAUGGAUCACUUCAUGAUAUUCUUCAUGGAAGAAAAGGUGUGAAAGGAGCCCAGCCUGGUCCCGUUCUAUCAUGGGCUCAACGUGUGAAAAUUGCUGUGGGGGCAGCUAGAGGACUUGAGUAUUUGCAUGAAAAGGCCGAGUCCCACAUUAUCCAUCGUGAUAUUAAGUCCAGCAAUGUACUUCUCUUUGAUAAUGAUGUUGCUAAAAUUGCUGACUUUGAUUUAUCCAAUCAAGCUCCUGAUAUGGCAGCACGUCUUCAUUCUACCCGUGUUCUUGGAACUUUUGGUUAUCAUGCUCCUGAAUAUGCUAUGACUGGUCAGUUGAAUGCCAAGAGUGAUGUAUACAGCUUUGGUGUAGUCUUGCUUGAACUCCUGACAGGGAGAAAACCUGUAGAUCCUACGCUACCACGAGGACAACAAAGUCUAGUUACUUGGGCUGCACCAAAACUCAGUGAAGAUAAAGUUAGGCAGUGUGUCGAUGGAAGGCUUGGCGGAGACUACCCCCCAAAGGCAGUAGCAAAGUUGGCAGCUGUUGCAGCCUUGUGUGUGCAAUAUGAGGCAGAUUUCCGGCCAAACAUGAGCAUUGUUGUCAAAGCCCUUCAGCAUCUAUUAAAUGCUCGACCUGUGCCUUCUUCUGGUGAUGCAUCAAACUCGAUUUCCGGCCAAACAUGAGCAUUGUUGUCAAAGCCCUUCAGCAUCUAUUAAAUGCUCGACCUGUGCCUUCUUCUGGUGAUGCAUCAAACUCGUGAGUUCUAUUCAUCAUCAAUUUGCACACAAUCAUAUAAGAAGGAAAUUGCAUCUGAAGGAAGCUAAUUAGUGAAUUGUUUGGAUAUUUUUUUCAUCACAUUUAUAUUAAUUCACGUGUUAUAAGUCAUCUAUAUUGUGGAAUCCAAUAUUAUUUAGUUGUAAGAAUUGCUAGAGUGGGAUAAUGUAUAUAGAAACUAUUGGCUCUUCUGCUCUGACUUUCCAUAUGGCGAAUCUGCAACUAUAGAAUUUGUUUAAAAGGACUCAUCAGCAACUUAAAGCUAAGUUUUAUUCUUUUGGA